AGUGGUAGUGAUGGUGUCUUGGCUGUUGGCUGUGCUGUGCCGUAUAGUCCGUGUAUUUCGUAUUCGUAUAGUACGCGGGUGUCGGGUGUCGGGUGUCGGGUGACGGGUGACGAGUAUACGGGUCUAUUGCUCCUCAACUGAACAGUCGUCCAGUCAGUCAGUGUUGAACGCGCAGUCAUCGGGAGAGGCUUUAUCUCGUCCGCGUUGCGGUUGUGUCUGAAGUCAGUGCCGUCGUCGUCCUCGCGUCCUCGUCGCCCUCGUCGUCCUCGUCGUCGUCGUCGUCGUCGUCGUCGUCGUCGUCGUCGUCGUCGUCGUCGUCGUCGUCGUCGUCGUCUUCGUCUUCGUCUUCGUCCUCGUCCUCGUCUUCGUCUUCGUUGUCGACGUUGUCUGUAUGUUGGACGCUAAAAUUUCCAAUUUAAUAACAAUUCUAUGACGAUGCGUUUCUACUGCAUCGUUCGUUUUUGCUGUUGUCAUUUGCCAUUUGCCAUUUGAGUCGUGUUAAUUUUGUUCUACCUCUGGACACACUCAUGGAUUUUAUCAUUCUAAAGGUUAAUGGGACUGAUGUUAGCAGUUUCCCCCACGAGGAUGCUGUUAGAGCAUUCCUAACUGCUCAAGAACCAAUUGUCGUUGAAGUAAAGAGACGAAUCUCCGAAUCUCCGAUUGAACAUAAAACCGUCAGUAGCAAAACAACUUCAUCUAUUGCAUGCCAAACGGAACUAUCCGGGUAUGCUUGGAUAGAAGAGAAUUCACUCGACUGUCUUCCACACGAUAUUGAUUUAGAGGAAGUAACUCUCAGAAAAUGCAGUAGCGAUGAAAAACUAGGAUUAACAGUAUGCUAUAGUUCUGGAUCAGAAGCGGAUACAUGUACUGAAGUUUAUAUAAGAGACAUAGCUCCACAAAGUGUAGCUGACCGAGACGGAAGGCUUAGACAAGGAGACCAAAUUCUUCAGGUUAACGGAAAGGAUGUAGCAAACAAAGAAGAUACCGAAUCAUUGUUUGCCGAAAAUAGAAAAGCGGUAACACUAUUAGUCAGUCGGUGUUAUGCCAGGAGUGAAGAUUACUUGGAUACGGAACCAUUCGUCGACACAUUAUCUCCUGGUGGCAAAUCAACAACAGGUGGUUACCAAAACAGUUUAAUAGAGCAACUGGUGCAGCAACAACAGGAACAACAGGCAGAAUUGCAAAACUUUUCCAGAAUCGACAAUCCCCAACUGCCACCAGCACCUCCUAAAGUUCCUGGACAUUUCAUUCAAGACAAAUUGAAUCUGACCAAUUCCCUGGUACGUUCAAAAAUGGAUUCAAUAAAUCAUGAAAUCUCCGAACUAGAUAUUAGGAUGCAAAAUAUUCAACUUGUUAAACUCGAUAAAAGAAAACCACCCCCUCAGCUUCCUCAUAUUCCGGCACCACCUGAAUCUGACACCGAACACAUUUAUGAGACUAUACCUGAAUCGAUGGAUUCAGAAUUAGAACCAAUAUAUUCCUGUCCGUACGAAAUGGAUGGAGAUGAUAAUAUGAUCGAACAUUGGCUCAAGAGUCAUCAAGACCACGACAUUGACGUGGAUGAUGAUUGGUUACAACAAAUGAAAGAACACAAACAAUUCAAGGAACAUGAAGAUAAUAACAAAAUUACAAAAAGUAAAUCUUCAAAAAGCAAUAGCAGCGGCGAGGAACACGAAAAUAGUUCAAGUGCUUAUAACACAGGAGGAUCUUGUAAUAGUAAUCCCUUAACUUUUGAAUUAGCUAGUAGCCAGGACUACAAACAUAAGGACAUGUACAGAUCUACGUUAAUACUGUGUUCCCCAGAAAAAGAAGAUACCACAAAAGAAACAUUUAAAGAAAAAGAGAAGGAAAAAGAAAUUAAAUCGAAUAUUGAAUGUGAGGCGUGCAGAAGACAAAUUUCUUCUAAAUCAAAAAAAUCAAAAUCAUGUACAAGAAUUGGAUGUGACAGCAACACCGAAUCUUCUCCGCCCACCAAAUCUAGCAUGAUUCAGCCUCCACACAUUCUCUCUGAUACGAUGUACACAAAUGUGGCAAAUUUACAGCAAACUAUGUUGUUACAACAGCAGUUAUUUAGACAAGCUUUAGUUCAACAACAGGGAAACGUUAAUAUUGAUGUUACUGCUGCUGCUGCUGCUGCUGCUGCAGCUGCUGGGAAACCACCACUCCCAGCUUCUAGUUUUACAUCACCGAGUUUGAGUCAUUAUCAAGUUAAUUCGAGCCACGAUCAACCAGAAAGUACAACUCUGGAAACUCAACGCAUGGAAUGGAAGGUGAAAAGAAGACCUGAUGGGACAAGAUAUAUUGCACGGCGCCCUGUUCGAAAUAGAAUAUUAAAAAACAGAGCUCUUAAAAUUUCAGAAGAAAGAGCUGGAUUAACUACUGAAGAUGAUACAAUAUCUGAAUUGAAGAUUGGAAGAUAUUGGACAAAAGAAGAGAGGAAAAAACAUUUAGAAAAAUCCAAGGAAAGAAAACAAAGACAAGAAAUUCUAUUGGCAUCAAGGAAUAUGAUGACGGAUGAAAAUAGUGAAUUAAUAAAGCACAUUCCCACAAAGAAGGCUGCUAAUAAUAUUGAUAAUACAGUUAAGAAGCAUAAAAAUAAAAAAAAUAUCCAUAAAGAUAGUUACGAAAAUUUUACAACUGUUCAAGAGAUAAUUGUCAAUGGUCCCAAAGUUACCAAUUCUAAUAGUAAGAUCGCGGGUCUUUUGUCAGUUACAACUGUCUAAUGAAGUAUCAUGAUUUUCAUCAUUAUACCUGUUUUAUUGUCGUUGCAAGCUUGCUUUCCAUAUAUUAUAAUAAUACACCUAUAGCUUUGAAAUAUAAUUCCUACACCUACUCUUCCUCUUUGACACUCAUCAUAUUUUUAUAGUGAAUAUUUUGUACGUUAAACUUGUAAAAAUCCAGAUUUUUCCAAAAUGAUGUGAUGUUUCUAUCUUAGUGUACAUAUCAUAAAAAUUAUAAAUGAAAUUAUAAUCUAUAAUAGACGACAUUAGUAAAUUGUGUGUAUGUAAAUAAUAAUAAUAAAUACAUUAA
Molecule: messenger RNA, 3030 nt
Organism: Aethina tumida (small hive beetle)
Lineage: Eukaryota; Metazoa; Arthropoda; Insecta; Coleoptera; Nitidulidae
Gene: Slip1
Product: E3 ubiquitin-protein ligase PDZRN3
Exons: 8
Coding region: 528-2723 (731 amino acids)
Molecular function (GO): protein binding
Source: RefSeq, a predicted model, not a curated record